This is a messenger RNA of Octodon degus (degu), 1411 nucleotides long. Its product is annotated as guanine nucleotide-binding protein G(s) subunit alpha. Gene Ontology annotation, biological process: adenylate cyclase-activating dopamine receptor signaling pathway; sensory perception of chemical stimulus. The transcript is spliced from 2 exons. The record is from RefSeq and is a predicted model, not a curated record. Gene Ontology annotation, cellular component: heterotrimeric G-protein complex. The coding region runs from base 47 to 1054 and encodes 335 amino acids. Gene Ontology annotation, molecular function: insulin-like growth factor receptor binding; GTP binding; corticotropin-releasing hormone receptor 1 binding. Lineage: Eukaryota; Metazoa; Chordata; Mammalia; Rodentia; Octodontidae.
GCUGCUGGGUGCUGGAGAAUCUGGUAAAAGCACCAUUGUGAAGCAAAUGAGGAUCCUGCAUGUUAAUGGGUUUAAUGGAGAGGGCGGCGAGGAGGACCCGCAGGCUGCAAGGAGCAACAGCGAUGGUGAGAAGGCCACCAAAGUGCAGGACAUCAAAAACAACCUGAAGGAGGCUAUUGAAACCAUCGUGGCCGCCAUGAGCAACCUGGUGGCCCCCGUGGAGCUGGUCAACCCCGAGAACCAGUUCAGAGUGGACUACAUUCUGAGCGUGAUGAAUGUGCUUGACUUUGACUUCCCACCUGAAUUCUACGAGCAUGCCAAGGCUCUCUGGGAGGACGAAGGAGUCCGCGCCUGCUAUGAGCGCUCCAAUGAGUACCAGCUGAUCGACUGUGCCCAGUACUUUCUGGACAAGAUUGAUGUCAUCAAGCAGGCCGACUAUGUGCCCAGCGACCAGGACCUGCUUCGCUGCCGUGUCCUGACCUCUGGAAUCUUUGAGACCAAGUUCCAGGUGGACAAAGUCAACUUCCACAUGUUCGACGUGGGUGGCCAGCGCGACGAGCGCCACAAGUGGAUCCAAUGCUUCAAUGAUGUGACUGCCAUCAUCUUCGUGGUGGCCAGCAGCAGCUACAACAUGGUCAUCCGGGAGGACAACCAGACCAACCGCCUGCAGGAGGCUCUGAACCUCUUCAAGAGCAUCUGGAACAACAGAUGGCUGCGUACCAUCUCUGUGAUUCUGUUCCUCAACAAGCAAGAUCUGCUCGCUGAGAAAGUCCUUGCUGGGAAAUCAAAGAUUGAGGACUACUUUCCAGAAUUUGCUCGCUACACUACUCCUGAGGAUGCUACUCCCGAGCCCGGAGAGGACCCACGCGUGACCCGGGCCAAGUACUUCAUUAGAGAUGAGUUUCUGAGAAUCAGCACUGCUAGUGGAGAUGGGCGCCACUACUGCUACCCUCACUUCACCUGCGCUGUGGACACUGAGAACAUCCGCCGUGUGUUCAACGACUGCCGCGACAUCAUCCAGCGCAUGCACCUUCGUCAGUACGAGCUGCUUUAAGAAGGGAACUUCAACCUUAAUGACAGCCUUAAGCACAAUUAAUUAAAAGUGAAACGUAAUUUACAAGCAGUUAAUCACCCACCAUAGGGCAUGAUUAACAAAGCAACCUUUCCUUUUCCCUGAGUGAUUUUUGUGAAACCCCCUUUUCCCUUCUGCUUGCUUAGAUGUUCCAAAUUUAGAUAGCUUAAGGCGGCCUACAGAAAAAGGCCACAAAAGUUCCCUCUCACUUUCAGUAACUAAAAUAACAGCAGCAAACAGAAAUAAAAAAUAAAUGAAAUAAAUGAAACAAAUAAAAUAAAUAUUGUGUUGUGCAGCAUUAAAAAAUCAAAAUAAAAAAUUAAAUGUGAGCAAAGGAUG